AUGCUAAAAGACAAUUACGAUCUCAUUUUAAAAUAUUUUUAUAAUAAAUACGGAAGAUAUAAUCAUGGUGAUUUAAGUUUAAGAAACCUCAAAAUUUACGGAAUAAUCAUAUCGGAUUUAUCUGAAGCAGUACCAAAUAAUAGAAAAAGAUCUCACGAAGAUGAAUCAAAAUCGAUUAUUGAUGGAAUAUGUGUUUCUGAACAAAAGGAUUUGGAUGUUAACAAAUCACAUGACAAAAAUGAAUUCGAUAAUGUUGAUAUAAUUGAUUUAAUUGACGAUGAAGAAGGAAUUACUGAACUGUCAUUAAUACAAGAAAAGGUCCAAAAAGCAAUUGAAAACAAAAAUAAUUUGGUAUCAAAAGAAGGUUUGCAAACGAGAAUUAAAGAAAUUAUCAAUGCGUUUGCACCUUCAUAUUUGGAUCGAAACGAUCCAAUUGCUUCUUCGAUAAUAGAUACUUCGCAUCCACAUCCGUGGUUCAGAAACAGUUUUACUGACGAGGAAUGGGCUAUCAUUUCGGAUACAAAGAGCUGUAUAAUAAAUAAUGGCAACGAAAUUAUAAGUGAAAUUAAUAUUAACGAAAUGAAAAAUCAUUUCUUUUGCAUCCGUAAGAAUAAUGAUUAUGUUAAAAAGAAAAGGUAUCUGAAUGAAGGGACGUGGCAGAGCCACUGUAUCACUAUUCCGUUUACCAUCGCAAAUCGUGACAUAAAGGAGUUAGAUUUGAUUACGUGUGAAAGGAUUAGUAUUGGAAGCAAAAGAAGAAAAUUAGAAGAAAGGAAUAAUGGCGAAAAUGGAGGUAUGGGGAGGAAAUCUGACGUCACAUUACUGACACAAAGGUCAUACCGUGACCCUAAAUCUGUAAAUUUCGAGUUUCUACUCGGGGAGGUGUGUUGGACGCCAUGGACAUGUACCGAAGACAAAGAUCUCUCAGAUACACAUAAAUGUUUCAAAAUGCUAAAAGACAAUUACGAUCUCAUUUUAAAAUAUUUUUAUAAUAAAUACGGAAGAUAUAAUCAUGGUGAUUUAAGUUUAAGAAACCUCGAAAUUUACGGAAUAAUCAUAUCGGAUUUAUCUGAAGCAGUACCAAAUAAUAGAAAAAGAUCUCACGAAGAUGAAUCAAAAUCGAUUAUUGAUGGAAUAUGUGUUUCUGAACAAAAGGAUUUGGAUGUUAACAAAUCACAUGACAAAAAUGAAUUCGAUAAUGUUGAUAUAAUUGAUUUAAUUGACGAUGAAGAAGGAAUUACUGAACUGUCAUUAAUACAAGAAAAGGUCCAAAAAGCAAUUGAAAACAGUACUGACGAAUUGCAAAUUAAAUUACUAAAAUUGCAGCAACACAUGCUUAAAAAAUUAGAGUCUGGUACACAUUGUCCAACAAAUCAAAAUAUUCAUAAAUUGUUUGCUGCUUCAUCAGUUUUUUAUUUUCAACAGAAAACUGAUGAUACAUAUAUUAAUUUUUUAACACCUUAUGAAACUGCUGAAAUCAAGUCAUUUGUCAACUCACAUUUUGAGCAUAUUGGAAUUUCAGAUGGUAUCAAGUUGUUUGUAGAGGAAAACAAAAAGGUUUGA
Messenger RNA from Entrophospora sp. SA101, 1563 nucleotides. Lineage: Eukaryota; Fungi; Glomeromycota; Glomeromycetes; Entrophosporales; Entrophosporaceae. The record is from the annotation of a GenBank genome assembly.